AUGAAACUUGAUCAUAGCACAACAGAACCACCGCAAAAGGAUGAAAUCAAGAAAAGUCCAGAACAGACUUUUGACAACAAAACAUUUGAAGUUAUUGAUACAAAACCAUCCCCACACACAAAUAAUGAUCCAAGUGAUCCACCCACAAAUAAUGCUGAUACCACAACAGAAACAUUGGGGAAUUAUGAAAUCAAGAAAAAAGCAGAUCAAACUUUAGACAAAAACACAUUUCAAGUUCUUGAUAGAAAACCAUUAACAAACGCAAAUAAUGAUGCAAGUGGAUCAAAACAAGAAGACAAUGAUGAUGCCAUCCCAUCAAUGAGUUCUGCCUCUAAUGUUGAAGAUGCAGAACCAAAUGACGAUAACAUCAAUAACGUGGAUAAGGCCAUAGACGAAUAUCAUGAUCCUAGUAGUUUUAAUGGCUCUAGUGAUAGUAGUAAUAGUAAUAGUAGUAGUGGAGGAAACACCACGGACGAGUACAUGUCCGGCAUUCUUGGGGUUCCUUUAGAGGUUCUCUAG
Messenger RNA from Quercus robur (English oak), 519 nucleotides. RefSeq lists its product as uncharacterized. The record is from RefSeq and is a predicted model, not a curated record. The transcript has 4 exons. Bases 1 to 519 code for a protein of 172 amino acids. Lineage: Eukaryota; Viridiplantae; Streptophyta; Magnoliopsida; Fagales; Fagaceae.